Molecule: messenger RNA, 3141 nt
Organism: Tetrapisispora phaffii CBS 4417
Lineage: Eukaryota; Fungi; Ascomycota; Saccharomycetes; Saccharomycetales; Saccharomycetaceae
Gene: NMD2
Product: Nmd2p
Exons: 2
Coding region: 1-3141 (1046 amino acids)
Biological process (GO): nuclear-transcribed mRNA catabolic process, nonsense-mediated decay
Cellular component (GO): exon-exon junction complex; cytoplasm
Molecular function (GO): protein binding; RNA binding
Source: RefSeq, a predicted model, not a curated record
AUGGAGAACGGAAGAAGAUUAGAAUUAUAUGGGUUAAAUUCGAAAGCAUGGAUGGACAUAGACCAAUUUUCAUCUGGGAACAAGAAACUAGAUUCUAGCAUAAAGAGAAAUACUGGUUUUAUUAAAAAAUUGAAGCUAGGUAUUACGAAGGAAAAUUUACCAUCUCUAGUGAAAGACUUAUCUGAAGUCUUACUAUCAAAAUAUUUAUCAGAAAUCAUCAUUACAUCAAAUGAAGCAUUAUCUAAUUUGAAUAAUAAAAAUGACGAUAUUAUAGCAGCUGUUGAAGUCAUUAGUAUAUUGCAUCAAAGAUUCAAGUCCCAAUUUUCUGAGAAAUUAUUUGAAUUAUUUUUGAGUAACUUUACAAAUCCUAGUACUGAAUUAGAUAAUGAGAAAGAUGAACUUACGAGAAUUUCCAAGAUAAAUUGUAAUUUAAGAAUAUUUACAGAGUUAUAUUUGGUAGGCAUAUUUUCUUUGAAGGUUGAUAGUAUUUCAAAAAUAAUCUUCCAUCUUUUUUAUCCAAAAAAAAUGGUAAAAAAAGAUGCUAUCUUAUUCUCACUACUGAAAGAAAUUCUAAAUCAUAGGUUUAGAACUGGUUAUAGUACCAUCAUUGCAACAUCAUACUGUAAAAAGUUUCCAACAUUUUUUAACAGUGAUGAUAAAUCUUGGGAUAGCAUCAUCUCUGAUCCAGAUUUGAAGAAUUCAAUUCAAAUGUUAUUUAAAAUAUUUGUUGAAGCAGCCUUUACACGAACUGUUGAUAUGAAUAAAAAGCUGCGUAAAUUACUCAGAGAACAUAAGAAAUGCCAAAUACGUACAGGUAAAGUCAGAGAUGAAUACAUUGACGAAUAUGAUGAACUGCUCCCAUGUUUCGAAAGAUUUAACUCAGCAUCAUUAGCAUUUGCUUUAAUCUUUAAUUUGGAAGGCCCAGUUCUUGAGAGCGAUGAUGCUGAAGCAAGCAAAGAAGUCACUCCUAUGAUUACUAAUCAAAGCGAUUCCACAAAUCAAAUAUUUGACAAUGAAGACACAAGGAGAUUUUAUGAAGCACUUCCUGAUCUAACAGAUACCUUAGAACAGGCCAAAGGUGAUCAAAGAGAACCAUUGAAGGAUGCAGUGGAUGAAUUUAUGGAUAGAUUAAUUAUUGCCGAUACCAAGGAUUCGAUCGAUCAACUUUGUCAUGACUAUUGGUUAAAUCAUAUUGACAAUAAAGCUACAAGGAAAAGAUUACUUAAAUUUUUUAUCGAAACCCAAGAUUGGAGCAAAUUAAAUCUUUACGCUCGUUUUGUUGCAGCAAAUAAAGAUCAUAUGCCUGACUUAUCGACACAAUUAGUAAAUUACUUAGAUACUGGUUUCUCUAGUCAAUUACAUUCUGACAGGAUUAACUUCAAAAACAUUAUUUUUUUCAGUCAAUUUGUAAAGUUUAAUAUGGUUCCUCAAUUUAUGAUCUUUCAUAAAAUUAGAACUCUUAUUAUUAAUUUACAAGUUCCAAACAACAUUGAAAUUUUAACCGUUUUGUUUGAAAAUUUAGGUAAAUUAUUAAUCAAUCAUCCUCAAUCAAAAGAAAAUAUGGAAAAAAUGAUGAGCUUAGUUAGAGAGAAAAGUAAGGAUAGACAGAUAAAUAUGAAUCUGAAAAGUGCUGUCAAUAACUUGAUAACCUUAGUAUAUCCACCUUCGAUAAAAUCAUUAAACACAGAAAAGAGAGAAUUAUCAGGUGAGGAAAUGUUCUACAUCACCUUAAUCAGAAAGGAGCUCCAUAAUGUCUCUGUUAAGUUAGUAACAAAGCUAAUUAAAAAAGCUAGUUGGAAAGACGAAAAUGUCGUAGCUACUUUAUUGAGUUUAUUCACUGAACCAGAGAAAGUCCAUUACCAGUCACUUCCUGUAUUGAGUAAAAUUCUAGCUGAAUUAUAUAGUCAGCGUAAAAAUUUUGUGGUUAAAAUAGUUGACCAACUGUUAUAUGAAAUUGAUCUUGGAUUGGAAACUGACAAUUAUGAAAAUAAUGUGUCUCGUAUUGCAUCAAUUAGAUACUUAACGGAGCUAUACAAUGCAUCCAUUAUAAAAUCCGAUCUUUUAAUGCAAACAUUGUAUAGUAUUCUACGAUAUGGUUAUCCUCAAGGUCUUCCAAAUCCAUUAAUAAAAAAUGCAGUGGAUUUGAAGGAUAAUUAUUUUAGAAUUCAAUUGGUUUCCACUUCUCUGUUAAAUAUUGAAAGAAUUACACAAGAUUUACAGAAAUCUAUGCCUAAGUUUUUGAGGUUCUUUGAAUUUUAUACUUUUUGUAAAGAUCAACCAGUACCUGUGGAGACGGAAUUCAGAUUAUCAAAUGUUUUCAAUAACUCGAAAUUGGAUCCUAAUUUUGAAAGAUCAAGAUCAUUUGAAGAGUGUUAUUCAAAAAUCAUGAUAUUGAUGCAAAGUAAUCAAAAUAUUACUGAAAAAAUACCUUCUAAAACUGUAAUCUCUGAAAAUGAAAUCGGCACUGAAAGUGAAGAUGAUAUUCUUGAUUAUAGUGAAUCUGAUGAAUCCAAUUGUGACGAUGAUGACGACGAUGAACUAGAUGAAGAAAGUGACUUAUCAUCGAACGAGUUAGAUAAUCGUGCAAGUAUUAAUGACACUGAUGAUAACCUUUCAGAUUCCUCCAAAGAUGAUGAUGAUAGUUAUGAGUCCUCAAGUUCGGACAGUGAUAGUGACAGCGAUGAUGAUGAUGACGAUGAUUUUAAAGAUAUUGAAGCUGAUCGUGAUAUCGAAAAGAAAAGAAUUUAUGAAGAAUAUCAGGAGAGGUUAAAGGGUGAUGAUGAAACUAAAAUAGAACAAGAAUUGGAAAAACAAUUUCAAAUAUUGAUGCAAGAAUCUGUUGAUUCUAGGAAGAAUGAAAGGGUAGCAACAAAUAAUAUACCAAUUAUUACAAAUGGGAGAGUGUUUUCAAAACAAACUUUAUUAUCGAAGUCAAAUAAUGAUGGAAAUGUGUCAGAAUCUAAGACGUCAAACAAAGUCCAAUUUUCAUUCCUAACAAAAGCAGGUAAGAAGACCCAAUUUAGAACCUUAGUGUUACCUACUGAUGUAAAAUUUGUUUCUAAUGUUCUUAAAAAUGAAGAGAAACUAAAAAAUGAACGUGAAAAGAUUAAAAACAUUGUUUUACAGAGAGCAUAUGAAUAG